Messenger RNA from Fusarium vanettenii 77-13-4, 1170 nucleotides. RefSeq lists its product as uncharacterized. Gene Ontology annotation, biological process: deoxyribonucleotide biosynthetic process. Bases 1 to 1170 code for a protein of 389 amino acids. Lineage: Eukaryota; Fungi; Ascomycota; Sordariomycetes; Hypocreales; Nectriaceae. The transcript is spliced from 4 exons. The record is from RefSeq and is a predicted model, not a curated record. Gene Ontology annotation, molecular function: oxidoreductase activity.
AUGGCUGCUCAAGUCACCCCUUCCAAGCAGGCUGCCUCUGCCAUUGAGAACUUCAAGAUGGAGUCCCCCGCCAAGAAGCUCAACUUCGGUACAUCCAACAAGGAGAACCAGACCACCGGUGCUGGUAUGGACCUGAAGGCCAAGUGGGAGGAGGCUGAGGAGGCCGAUGAGCCUCUUCUCCAGGAGAACCCCCAGCGUUUCGUUCUCUUCCCCAUUAAGUACCAUGAGAUCUGGCAGAUGUACAAGAAGGCUGAGGCCUCUUUCUGGACUGCCGAGGAGAUUGAUCUGUCCAAGGAUCUUCACGACUGGAACAACCGCCUGACCUCCGACGAGCAGUUCUUCAUCUCUCACAUCCUUGCCUUCUUUGCCGCCUCUGACGGCAUCGUCAACGAGAACCUUGUCGAGCGAUUUAGCGGCGAGGUCCAGAUCCCUGAGGCUCGAUGCUUCUACGGCUUCCAGAUCAUGAUGGAGAACAUCCACUCCGAGACUUACUCUCUGCUCAUUGACACCUACAUCAAGGAGCCUUCCCAGCGAACCUACCUCUUCAACGCCAUUGAGACCAUCCCUUGCAUCCGCAAGAAGGCCGACUGGGCUAUCCGAUGGAUCCAAGACAAGGACUCUUCCUUUGCUCAGCGUCUCGUUGCCUUUGCUGCCGUCGAGGGUAUCUUCUUCAGCGGUGCCUUUGCUUCCAUCUUCUGGCUCAAGAAGCGUGGUCUCAUGCCCGGUCUGACCUUCUCUAACGAGCUCAUUUCUCGUGAUGAGGGUCUUCACACCGACUUUGCCUGCCUCCUCCACUCCCACCUCAAGGGCCGUGCUAGCAAGCAGGUCAUCCAGGACAUCAUCACUGAUGCCGUCACCAUUGAGCAGGAGUUCCUGACUGAGGCUCUCCCCUGCGCCCUUCUCGGCAUGAACGCCGACCUCAUGAAGCAGUACAUCGAGUUCGUCGCUGAUCGUCUUCUGGUCGCCCUCGGCAACGAGAAGGUCUACAAGUCCGCCAACCCCUUCGACUUCAUGGAGAACAUCUCUCUGGGUGGCAAGACCAACUUCUUCGAGAAGCGUGUCGGUGACUACCAGAAGGCUGGUGUCCUUCACAGCGCCACCAAGAACACUGAGGAAGAGGCACCCAAGGGUGAGAACGGCGGUGACUUCACCUUUGACGAUGACUUCUAA